UCCCAAGGUCAUCUUCACCGGUCAUCACAAAACUUCACAACACACUUUCCCCAAAACUCCAACAAAAUCCCUAAUUUUUUUUUUUUUUUUCUACUCGCUCUUUCUACGAUCAAUUUUGUAACAUCGAAAAUUCAAAUUCAUCGACAAAACCCUAGUUUUUUGGUCUACGAUGUCAUCUUCCGGGCAACAUCAGUUUAGGUACACCCAGACACCGUCGAAGGUUCUCCACUUGCGCAAUCUUCCAUGGGAGUGCUCCGAAGAGGAGCUUGUUGAGCUCUGUAAACCAUUCGGUAAGAUCGUCAAUACCAAGUGCAAUGUCGGCGCCAAUCGGAAUCAAGCUUUUGUCGAAUAUGCAGACCUUAAUCAGGCUAUCUCAAUGGUUUCGUAUUUUGCGUCUGCAUCCGAACCGGCCCAGGUCCGUGGUAAAACCGUUUAUAUUCAGUAUUCGAAUAGACAUGAAAUCGUGAACAAUAAGAGCCCUGGUGAUAUUCCCGGGAAUGUUUUGCUAGUUACCAUGGAAGGAGUGCAACCUGGCGACGUUACCAUUGAAGUUAUUCACUUGGUUUUCUCAGCCUUUGGGUUUGUCCACAAAAUUGCUACAUUUGAAAAGGCAGCUGGAUUUCAGGCGUUAAUUCAAUUCAGUGAUGUUGACACAGCAAGUGCAGCAAAGGAUGCGUUGGAUGGCAGAAGUAUACCUAGGUAUCUGCUUCUGGAACAUGUGAGUUCAUGUAAUCUACGAAUCUCAUAUUCUGCACAUACGGACCUGAAUAUUAAAUUUCAAUCGCACAGGAGCAGGGACUACACCAAUCCAUACCUUCCUGUGAACCCUACUGCUUUUGAAGGUCUUGCUCAGCCUGUUGUAGGUGCUGAUGGCAUUAAAAAAGAUCAGGAGAGCAAUGUGCUUCUUGCUGCAAUCGAGAAUAUGCAAUAUGCUGUUACAGUUGAUGUUCUUCAUACGGUAUUUUCUGCUUUUGGCACCGUUCAAAAGAUAGCGAUAUUUGAGAAAAAUGGCCAAACACAGGCUUUGGUUCAGUAUCCUGAUGUUAGUACUGCUUCUGUUGCCAAAGAUUCCUUGGAAGGACAUUGCAUUUAUGAUGGUGGCUAUUGUAAGCUUCAUCUAACAUACUCUCGUCAUACUGAUCUCAAUGUAAAGGCUCAUAGUGACAAAAGUAGAGAUUACACAGUCCCAGCGGUCCAACUGAGUCAAAGUUACCCCGGAGCUCCUACAGCACCAUGGAUGAACCCUCAACCUGGCGCUGGAUAUCCUUCAAAUGGAUACGGUGCUGGUGCUACUAUGCCGCCUCAGACUCAUGCGGCACCUGCACCCUCAUGGGACCCUUCUAUGCAGCAUGGAAGGCAAGCAUUCGUUUCUGUGCCUAGCAAUUUUCCUGGCCAAACAUAUACAUCAUCUCCUAUGCCUGCGUAUGCUUCAGCUCCGAUUUCACCAGCCCCUGGAGCUUCAAUGCCGAUGACUGCACCGGGUGCUUCACGGGUUAGCCCGUCUCCAUAUUACCCAUAAAAUAUGUUUAGGUUUUGAAGUGUUAUCUAACUGCUUGAUAUUUCUUAUAUUUAUAUGAAUUUUUUGGAGUGAUUGCAUUUCACUAGAUUCUAUUAUAAGUGAAGCCAACUUUUGUACUGCUCUUAGGUUUCCUUGAAAGGCCGAAACCAUCAAGAAAUGAAGUGAGGUAUCCAUCAACUGAUCAUUAGUGCAGUAUAAAUGUCAAAUGUCUAAAUUCUCUCUUCCAAUGGGACUUUUUCG
Molecule: messenger RNA, 1759 nt
Organism: Spinacia oleracea (spinach)
Lineage: Eukaryota; Viridiplantae; Streptophyta; Magnoliopsida; Caryophyllales; Amaranthaceae
Product: polypyrimidine tract-binding protein homolog 1
Exons: 10
Coding region: 170-1519 (449 amino acids)
Molecular function (GO): RNA binding
Source: RefSeq, a predicted model, not a curated record